Molecule: messenger RNA, 674 nt
Organism: Nematolebias whitei (Rio pearlfish)
Lineage: Eukaryota; Metazoa; Chordata; Actinopteri; Cyprinodontiformes; Rivulidae
Gene: meaf6
Product: MYST/Esa1-associated factor 6
Exons: 7
Coding region: 1-480 (159 amino acids)
Cellular component (GO): NuA4 histone acetyltransferase complex
Source: RefSeq, a predicted model, not a curated record
AUGUGCAAGAACUUAGAGCAGACCCUGAAAGAGGCCAGCCUUCUGAGAAACUACAUCCUGCUCUGGGCUGAACGAUGGAACUCCAACAGUAAAACGGACAGGAGGAACAGGAAGUUCAAAGAGGCCGAGCGUCUGUUCAGUAAAUCGUCCGUCACGUCGGUCGCUGCGGUGUGUGCGCUCGGCGGGAUCCCGGAUCACAUGAACGACAAGCGUGAAGCCGGCAGCGGCACCGAGAGCGACGGCUCUCCGGACCUUCAGAACCAGGAGAACGAGCCGAGCCAGGAGGACACGGAGGACAUGGACUCGGCGCUGCAGGACCUGAAGCCUCAGAAAGCCUCGUCCUCGUCCUCGGGCAGCCACCACGGCAGCCACAAGAAGAGGAAGAACAAGAACAGACACAGCCCGUCGGCCAUGUUUGAUUAUGACUUUGAGUUCGACAUGAAGGUCAACAAGAAACCCCGAGCUGACUACUCUACCUGAACUUCUCUGGACCUGGACUCACGUAGACCAACUCCCUGUGGACUUCUCCCCUGGUUCUGUUGGACCCGUUAGAACCUGCUGUUGCUCCUCCUGUAUUUAUUGUGAAGCUUUUUGUUAAACAUCAGCCGCGUUGUUUACGUUUGUUUUACAGAAAAUUAAUAAAAGACCAAAAACACGAAUGUUGUUGUUUUUGA